GAGAAUGCGGCAGAAGGAGGCAGCAGACUGUCAGUGGCUGAAUCUGGGAGAAAGGGAUACGGGCGGAUUCUUCUCUCUUUUUUUCUGGCUUUUCCCACCUUUGCAUUUUUAGUUUAAUCUUUUUUAUCACUCUGCAACCCUUUGCUCUUAAUCUUUCUGUCCUUUUAUCCUCCCUGCAGCAAGUUCUGUCUUUCCCUGCAGUCUUUAUUCCUCUGCCCUACAUCCAGACUUGCUACUAUCUCAAUCUGUCCUCCUCUUUCUCACCCAUGGCUACCUGACAGUGAGCUUCUCCUUCCGCUGUCUCUCUUCCUCUCCUUGUUUCUUUGUCCCACCAUCCUUCUUUCUCUCCCCUUCCUCACUUUCUCUCCCCUCUUUACCUUGAUCUCUCCUUUCCUUGCACUUGUCCGUCAUCCAUCUAUCUUUUUGUGGUGUGAGGAUGCCAGUAUUAGAGGGGCUCUGGGGCCCAGAUCUUAGGAUGCGGGACUCUGGUCUUGGUGUCGGGGUUGACGUUGGCGUCUGUCCAGAUGAGGCUUCCCGCUCACCAGUGUGGGGUCCUCUCAGGACUCCUCCAGUUACUUGUGGGGGCCUGUCGCUGGCCCUGGAACUUCCGGCUCUCAUACGGCAGCUCAGGGCAGCCUGGAGGGCGCGCAGGGGAGGCCCUCGGGGGUCUGAGAGAAGUGAGGCGAGCACUUGGGUGGAAGCAGAGAAGGAGGAUGUAGAGGAGGGGAAGCAGGACAUAGAGGACAGGAGCAUACAUCUGGAAGCUGAUGGCAGACUGAGCACUGGUCAUGCUGGUGUGUUGCUGGCUGAGAGACGAGGCUCCUACCCGCUGAUUGACCUGCACAUCCUGAAAACCAGUGCCCAGCAGGGGGAGGUAGAGUCCGGCAACAGGAGAAAGGUGAAGCGUCUGCUGAGCUUCCAGAGAUACUGUCACGCCUCCAGGCUGCUCAGGGGUUUAGUGCCCCACACCCCCGGGUCCCUACACCUGCUGGACGACGACUAUCUAGGACAGGCUGGGCAUAUGCUAUCAAAAGUAGGCACAUGGAACUUUGACAUUUUCCUCUUUGAUCGUCUUACAAAUGGUAACAGCCUAGUGACCCUUAUGUGCCAUCUCUUCAAUGUCUACGGUCUCAUUCAUCACUUCCAGCUGGACAUGGUCAAACUGCACAGGUUUCUGGGCAUGGUGCAGGAGGACUACCACUCCCAGAAUCCCUAUCACAAUGCUGUUCAUGCAGCGGAUGUCACUCAAGCCAUGUACUGCUAUCUGAAGGAGCCCAAGCUGGCAGAGCAGCUGAGCCCACUGGAUGUGUUCCUGGGUCUGAUGGCAGCAGCCGCCCACGAUGUGGACCAUCCUGGAGUCAACCAGCCAUUCCUCAUCAAGACCAGACACCACCUGGCAUCCCUCUACCAGAACACAUCUGUACUGGAGAGUCACCACUGGAGGUCCACUGUGGGCAUGCUGCGAGAGUCAGGACUUCUGUCCCACCUGCCUGCUGACAUGUGGCAGGACAUGGAGCAGCAGCUGGGCUCUCUCAUCCUGGCUACGGACAUCAGCCGGCAGAACGAGUUCCUGUUGACCUUCAGAGAACAUCUGGACAACCAGGACCUGGACCUUCAACUGGCUUCACACAGGCAUUUUAUGCUGCAGAUCGCUCUGAAGUGUGCUGACGUCUGUAAUCCGUGUCGGGUUUGGGGGCUGAGCAGACAGUGGAGUGAGAGGGUAUGUGAGGAAUUCUACAGACAGGGUGACCUGGAGAGAAAGUUUGACUUGGAGAUCAGUCCUCUGUGUAACCAGCAGGCGGACUCUGUCCCAGCCAUCCAGAUAGGUUUUAUCUCCUACAUUGUGCAGCCUCUGUUUUUGGAGUGGUACCGCUUCACCGAGACCAGCCUGCUCAGCCAGACCAUGAUGGGUCACCUGCACAAGAACAAGGCCCGCUGGAGCCGCCUUCGCUACGCACACACACAUUUAGACACGCAAACACACCCCCACAUUGAUGAGCCCGAGCCUGAAGGAGGAGGUGGAGAGGGAGAAAGCAUCCCUUAAUCUUCUUCUUGUUUCUUGGGGUGUUUCAUCUUCCUUUGUAAAUGGAGGAGGAGUGUUUAUGAGGCUCCUUGUUUGUCCUCCAGUGUAUUUCCUCCCACUCGUGGGUGUACACGGGCUCUGAAAGUGGGAGCGCAGGAUGGGAGUCUGGCCUGGGUUAGUGAGAAAUGGCUCCCUCAGCACUGCAGGAAAAAAAAAGAAGAUGGAGACAGAUCCAUGGUAGAGCAGAUGGAUUGAUAAUCUUAGUAAAUAAAUGCCAAUUCGACAAAGUCAUGCCUUGCUCUUUAACCCUGAUAUCUGCUUCAAAGUUACUGAGAUGCAGAUAUAGGACGGAAAGGUUAUGGCUGAUGGCAGAAGAGGGAUCAGCAAAGACGAAUAUUAAUGUGUCUGCACAAUGCUGCUAGAAGAAUAAAGAAAAGCCAAAAUUAUAUACAAAUUUAAUAAGUCAGCUGGACUGUGCUGAAAAAGAUGCUAUAAAAUAUAUGAAAGAUUAUUAAAGGAAUAUAUUAAUAUAUCAACUAUACUAUGCUUUUUAAAGUUUUAGACAAUACAUAUUAAGCUCUUUUCACUUUUUCUCUUUUUUUGUACAGCUUGCACUUCUAUUGGAUGCUCUUUCAUACAAGUGUCUCGCUUGUCUACUUUUCACUGAAGUGCGUUUUAACUCGAGCACUAAGUUGGUAUUUCAAGGUAUUGUAAACUGUAACACGUAUUCUGUUUUAACUGUGUAACCUGUAAGACUGACCCAUACAAUUAAUGACUGACACAAAGUGGCUUCAGCUGCUGUUGCCGAGUUGCUUGAACUCUGAUAUCAACCCUCUGCUGGAUGUUUUUGACUUGACCCGACUCACCAAUGUGGAGAACACAAACAAGAGCCUUUUUUUUUUUUUCAUGUAAUGUUCUAAACAGUAUAAUCUUUUCAUACUGUGAUGUACGACCUCAGCACUUCACAUGCCAAAACACACCACAAGCAAUGUUAUCAACCGUUUUACUGCAUGUGGAUAUUGGGAAACAUAACUCUCCUUACACUGGUGUUACCUUUGUAACAACUUAAUGGGUGCAUUUAUUUAUCUGAUAACCUCACUUUACAAGCUCAUACACAACAAAGCCUUAACAGCAACUUGGUCUGUCUACGAAACACAUUUUGUAAUGGUGUUUUACCAUUUUCUGGACAAGCUUUCUUACAUGAUCAAACUGUUGUUGCCUGUUUUUCUUCAGUCAUACCAGCAUACUUAAACACACACACACACACACACACACACACACACACACACACACACCACACACACACACACACACACACACAGAUACACACACAGUACUGUAGCCGCUUGUUUCCUAUUUGAUCUCCCAACCAGUGUCAGGGUCAGAUUGGGUCGUACACUCAGUGAGCAUUGCCAAAGUGCCAAUGUACUGUUCUGAUGCAUUGACUCCCUGCUCUGUUACCUCUCUAAGGCUUUUAUAUUACUUUGUUUUUACACUUGCUGCAGGCACUGUGUGCACUGUAUCUUCUGAACAGACUUGGGCCAAUUAGUAGCUACAGAUAUUUACAAUUGUAAUAACUAAUUUAUUAUAUCCUGCAGUAAAUAUCAAAUCAAUUGAGAUGGUUGUUACAGAAAAGUAUAUAUUAUCGUUCUUUAUUAAAAAUGUGUACAAUUCUCAGUUGUCUAAAAAUGGAACUUAUAUAUAUAAUCUCAAUGGUGAAACUUAUCCGUAUGUAGCUGAUGUAACUUAAAACCAAGUAUUUGUAAAUACUAGUUGGUCCAAGUGUGAAAUGCCAAUAUUUUUUUUUUUUACCAGUCUGCUCUAAAUAUGUAUAGAUAAGGUUGUCAGUCUUUAGGUUCACGUCUAGUACACGGUGCUAGCAGAGGCCCCGGCUUCACGUCUUCCCUGAGCUAUUACAGAAGAAUAACCUGAGCUUUAUGAUUCUAACAACCCAGCCAACACACAGUGUAUUUUGCAUACAGUCUAUUCUGUAAGAUAAUCACACCUGAGAUACUGAGAAGUUAUAUUCAUGAAAAGUGUAAAACCAAUGAUGAAACAAAUCAUUUCUAUGGGUUUUUUUUUUUUUAAGAAAAGUUACACUAACUGUGAUAUAAGCCUUUUCUAUGAGGUGCAGUGCAAUAAAGUUAAGUCACAGGCCAAGUUGUAUGAAAGUGGCCAUAUUCAUAUCUAUCUGUAGCUCUGGUUAUUUGUAGGUUAUUCCUGUCCUCACUAUAGCACUGUAUUAGCUUUGCUUAAACUCCAACUAUAUUUAUGCCCCAUACUUAUCACAGUUUUUUUAUGCCUCUACUGUAACAGGGAGUCAUGGACCAUCUCUAAAAAGCCUGACACUGUUGACUGAUUUGAUUUACUCUAAGGUACACUCUUGCCUGUUCGAUCACCAGUAGCUACAGACAAAGCUCACUGACUCAUUCAAUCUUGUUUUGAGGUUUUUUUUUUCUUAUUUAGACCUUCCUCCCAGUACAGCUGUCUGUGUCAAGAGCAAAUAGUUUUUAAACUAGAAACAGAACAUUGUGAGACAUCACUUCAUGCUACCUAAAACCUACCGCAGCAUUUUAUUCUUCGUUACUGACGAUGUUACUGCCACAGUGUUGAUCUUGUCAAGAUAGCAGGCCUCAGGCUGCCUUGUAUUUGAAUACCUCUCAGAAUCAGCACUGAUACAGGGUCACUGAGCCAUACUGGUUUCACUACCAAGUACGAAUAUGUACUGUAGUUUUUAUACCAGAAUAGUAGUUAUAGCAGAUUCACUAUAGGUAUCAUCUUAUUAAAAAGAAGUUAGUUUCAUAAAAUCAGUGAACUGACUGUGAUGGUCAGAAGAGAUUCAACCAGGAUCAGCUGGUAUUAUAUAUAGAGUACAGUAGUUUCCAUUAUAAGAUUGGACACAGAAUUUAACAGAAAAGUUAUUUACAUUUUUAUGCUUAUGCACUGACGUGGGGGUAUGUUUCCCUUUUUUCAGCCCCUUAAAAGGAUCAUCCAUGGUCAAAAAUAACCACUUUGUUCAAUAAACUAAUCAUGUGGUGCAGUUCCACCUCAGAUUUAACUGUGUUUUAAAAAUUAAAUUUCUAUCUUCACAUAAAGUGUAAUCAGUCGCCUGAUGAUUUGAAAGAUUGUCAUCCCGGUGCCCAAUACUACAAUCAUUUUUUGUUGUCGUUUUUCCCUUGUAUUUCCCUUGUGUUUUACUGUGAUCGACCUGCCGCAAAGCUAAAGCAAGAAACACUGAGCCUGAUGGACCAGUUGUCACAGAACUGCAGAUGUUCAAAUGUCUAUUUUCUCUGAAUGGGUUUAAGACUUCUUAUCCAUGUUGACUUUAAGGCUGAAGUUCAGAGUUCAUUCUUGACCUUGAAAUCAGCAGUUGAGAAAACAAUCUUUACAUAAUGUCUAUUUAGUUGCUAACUACACGCUAGCUACCUGAAGGCCUUAACGUCUUCGGAGAAAAAGUAAUCACCAGCUUGGUAAUUGUAAUAGAAUUUUUGAAUGGCCCCUUUGAAAAUUAGCCCAUUGUAUACAAAACUGAUCAUCUGACGUCUUGACUGUAUAUUUCUGUUCUGACAGCCAACCUCUGAGCACUGUGAACAAUGAAAAGUAAAUGUUUUUCAAUUAACAUCAGACAAUAUUA
Molecule: messenger RNA, 5657 nt
Organism: Seriola aureovittata
Lineage: Eukaryota; Metazoa; Chordata; Actinopteri; Carangiformes; Carangidae
Product: cAMP-specific 3',5'-cyclic phosphodiesterase 7B-like
Exons: 12
Coding region: 437-2044 (535 amino acids)
Molecular function (GO): 3',5'-cyclic-AMP phosphodiesterase activity
Source: RefSeq, a predicted model, not a curated record